This is a messenger RNA of Vidua macroura (Pin-tailed whydah), 757 nucleotides long. RefSeq lists its product as uncharacterized. The transcript is spliced from 3 exons. Lineage: Eukaryota; Metazoa; Chordata; Aves; Passeriformes; Viduidae. The record is from RefSeq and is a predicted model, not a curated record. Bases 42 to 488 code for a protein of 148 amino acids.
GCAGUGGCUCAGUGCCAACCUCUACUCCAGGGAGGAAGGCGAUGCCAGGCGCAGGCACAGGCACAGGAGAAGUGCUUGUCAAGUCACAUAAAAACGCUCAGAAUCCACCGAGUACCCCAAGAGUUUUCUGCCCCCAGGAUGUGCGCAAAUCCUGCAUGAUAGGCACAGUAGUGACACUGUUCACUGUGCCACUUUCUAUGGUCGUGUGCUGUGUUGGUUUCCGGUGGUGGAAGGAAAAGAAAGAUGCCGCUGCCGCAGCUCCAGCAUCCUGGCCGAGAAGCCAUGACUCUCCCUCGCCCCCAGGGAGCCCAGAGACCGUCGGGUUUGGCAGCUCCCAGACAUGGCCUCCGCAGCAGCAGUUGUCCAAGAAAGCAGAGCACCAGCACUCCGUGCCUCCGCCACGGCCCCCCAGCCCGGCUGUGAAGCGGAAGCCUCCCGAGAUCCCCCCACCUCCUCCCCUCCCGAGCCCCCCGCCCUGGUCCAGCUAGGGCUGGAACGGGGCCAGCCACGGCAGUGCAUGGGCUACAAACAGCUUUGGACACCUGCCCUCCUGUACAAAUGACAUCCAUUACCUAUGGACAGCAGCCAGAGUCAGUUUUCAUACUGUUCUAACUUCAACAGGAAGGGCUGAAGAUUCUUUCCUGCCCUGUCUCAUCCUUUACCACCUGGAUAUUCAUACAGUUGGUUGCUGGCUGCAUCUGUUAAAGACUUUAGUAGCACUGCAUGUUUUACCCCACCUGUCAGGGAACAAAAAAAA